ACUCACAAACGAGUCAACGACAUCGCAAAAUCGGUUCACACAAACAAUGGGUUCUCGCUACGAGGUGGAACUCAAACUCGCAUCGGCUCGCGGCAUGAAAAACGUGAACUGGCGCCACGGCGCCAAUCGCCCAUACGUCGUCGUUUGGGUCGACGCAAGCAACAAGCUUUCCACGCGCGUCGACGAAAACGGCGACACCGACGCCGAUUGGGACCAAACGCUUACAAUUCCGCUUCCACCCAAGCCCCUGGAGGAUCAAACGCUCUACAUCGACGUCGUCCACGCCGGCUCAGAGGAAGACACCAAGCCGUUGAUCGGCUCGGCUCGGCUCAAGCUCGCCGAGGUUCUCGACGAGGGGAUCGGCUCACGCGUGAGCCGAUCCCUUACCCUGAAGCGUCCCUCGGGGAGGCCACAGGGAAAGGUUGAGGUUAGCGUGACGAUCAGACAGCCGAGCUAUCAUGCGCCGGGUGGCUACCCUGCGCCUGGGUACGGCGUGAGGGAUUAUUCCCCUGCGCCGCAGGGCUAUGGGUACCAGUACGGUGCACCGCAGCAGGGAGCGUAUUAUUCUGCGGCUCCGCCUGCAGGGUAUCCUCAGCAGGGAGGCUACCCUUAUAAUGCGGCUCCUCAAACGGCGUCGUAUGGGCAAGGGAGCGCGUACGGGUACGCGCCUGAGGAGAAGAAGAAGAGUAAGUUUGGGGGAAUGGGGACGGGAUUGGCUGUGGGCGCGGUUGCUGGGGUUCUAGGUGGAAUUGCAUUGGUGGAGGGUGCGGAGUACAUCGAGGACAAGAUUGCUGAUGACGUGGCGGAGAGGGUUGAGGAUGAUCUUGGUUACGAUGACUUUUAGAGGGUGAUGUUUUGAGAAGGAAAAAAAAAAAGCGAAAAAUAAAAUUGAAUGAAGAAAAAAAAAAGUAAUAAUACCAGUUGCUUUUCAGGUUUUUUUAUUUUUAUUUUAUUUUUCUGUAUUUUAAUUUUUUUUUGCCGUUUUCGAGUUUUAUUAAUGAGACAUCAUGAAUGAUUUUAGCUCA
This is a messenger RNA of Cajanus cajan (pigeon pea), 1025 nucleotides long. RefSeq lists its product as uncharacterized. The record is from RefSeq and is a predicted model, not a curated record. NCBI's taxonomy places the organism in Eukaryota, Viridiplantae, Streptophyta, Magnoliopsida, Fabales, Fabaceae. Gene Ontology annotation, biological process: defense response.